UGUAUGCGGGAGAAGGAAGGGGUGGGAAUCUGAGGAGGAGACUAUCUUUUUAUUAUUAUUUUAAAUUUUUUUUUAAUAUCAUUUUCGCCGUACAAAGAGGACGCUCGGAAUUCACCGGCCUGUCGGCUCCCGAGAGGGACCCGGGAAUUGUGCGGUCGCUUUUCUUCAUCUGCUUUUUUUUUGUUUGUUUGUUUGUUUCGUUGGUUGGUUUGGUUUUUUUGUUUGUUUUGACUGGGGGCUUUUUAUUUUUAUUACUCUCCUUAUCGUUCCCCGCUGAGCAGCGGCGGCAGCAGCAGCAAUAUGGCUGGUGAUGGGCUUUUUGGGGGGCGCUGGCGGCGGGAGGAGCUCUCGGAAGCCCCUGCGCGCCCGGCUCGCUGUUAGCUAUGGCAAAUGGCAGCGGCGGCGGCUCCUACCCGGGCGGCAGCGGCAGCGGCAUUAGAAUGAGUAACAAUAUCAACGCCAACAAUCUCAACACAGACUCGUCCUCCUCCCCCGUCAAUGUGCCCAAGAUGGAUGCGCUCAUCAUCCCGGUGACCAUGGAGGUGCCCUGCGAUAGCCGCGGACAGCGCAUGUGGUGGGCUUUCCUCGCCUCAUCCAUGGUUACUUUCUUUGGGGGACUGUUUAUCAUCCUGCUGUGGAGGACCCUCAAGUACCUGUGGACUGUCUGCUGCCACUGCGGGGUCAAAAACAAGGAGGCCCAGAAGAUCAAUGGUGGUGGAGAUACGCAGGCAGAUGGAGCCUGCAAACCAACAGAUGAAAAAGAGGAGAAUGUGGCAGCAGAAGUGGGAUGGAUGACGUCUGUGAAGGAUUGGGCAGGAGUCAUGAUAUCUGCCCAGACAUUAACUGGCAGAGUACUUGUUGUCUUAGUCUUCGCUCUUAGUAUUGGUGCUCUUGUAAUAUACUUCAUAGAUUCAUCAAACCCAAUAGAAUCCUGCCAGAAUUUCUACAAAGAUUUCACAUUACAGAUCGACAUGGCUUUCAAUGUGUUCUUCCUACUCUACUUCGGCUUGCGUUUUAUAGCAGCCAAUGACAAGCUAUGGUUUUGGCUAGAAGUUAACUCAGUGGUAGAUUUCUUCACGGUCCCUCCAGUGUUUGUGUCAGUAUAUUUAAACAGAAGUUGGCUUGGUUUAAGAUUUUUAAGAGCUCUUAGACUGAUACAAUUUUCAGAAAUCUUGCAAUUUCUGAAUAUACUUAAAACAAGCAAUUCCAUCAAGCUAGUGAAUCUGUGCUCUAUAUUUAUCAGCACGUGGCUGACAGCAGCUGGGUUCAUACAUUUGGUGGAGAACUCAGGGGAUCCAUGGGAAAAUUUCCAAAAUAACCAACCCCUAACAUACUGGGAAUGUGUUUAUUUGCUGAUGGUCACAAUGUCCACUGUUGGCUAUGGAGAUGUUUAUGCAAAAACAACCCUCGGUCGCCUUUUCAUGGUCUUCUUCAUCCUUGGGGGAUUGGCCAUGUUUGCCAGCUACGUCCCUGAAAUCAUAGAGUUAAUAGGAAACCGCAAGAAAUAUGGUGGUUCCUAUAGUGCGGUUAGUGGAAGAAAGCACAUAGUUGUCUGUGGUCACAUAACACUUGAAAGUGUGUCGAACUUCCUGAAGGACUUCUUGCACAAGGAUAGGGAUGAUGUCAAUGUAGAAAUCGUCUUUCUGCAUAAUAUCUCCCCUAACCUUGAGCUGGAAGCUCUUUUUAAACGACACUUCACUCAGGUGGAAUUUUAUCAGGGUUCAGUCCUUAAUCCCCACGACCUGGCGAGAGUGAAGAUAGAGUCAGCAGAUGCGUGCCUAAUCCUUGCCAAUAAAUACUGCGCUGACCCAGAUGCUGAAGAUGCCUCCAAUAUUAUGAGAGUUAUUUCCAUAAAGAAUUAUCAUCCGAAGAUAAGAAUUAUCACUCAGAUGUUGCAGUACCACAAUAAGGCCCAUCUACUAAAUAUCCCAAGCUGGAACUGGAAAGAAGGGGAUGAUGCAAUCUGUCUUGCUGAGCUGAAGCUGGGUUUCAUAGCCCAGAGCUGCCUGGCACCAGGCCUUUCCACCAUGUUAGCCAACCUCUUCUCCAUGAGGUCAUUCAUAAAGAUUGAGGAGGAUACGUGGCAGAAAUACUACCUGGAAGGAGUUGCAAAUGAAAUGUAUACAGAAUAUCUGUCUAGUGCCUUUGUGGGUUUGUCCUUCCCUGCAGUUUGUGAGCUGGUGUUUGCCAAGCUGAAGCUCCUGAUGAUAGCCAUCGAGUACAAGUCGGAGAAGCGCGAGAGCAGUAUAUUAAUCAAUCCUGGAAACCAUGUCAAGAUUCAAGAAGGUACCUUAGGAUUCUUCAUUGCAAGUGAUGCCAAAGAAGUAAAAAGGGCAUAUUUUUACUGCAAGGCCUGUCAUGAUGACAUCACAGAUCCCAAAAGGAUAAAAAAAUGUGGCUGCAAACGGCUAGCCACAAGGAGAGCAAAGCACAUGGAAAGCAUGCCUGAUGUGGAAGGAAUGUAUGCAUUGCCUAACAUAUUGGAAAAAAAUUGUUCAAGAACAGUUUAUCCAUGUGAGAAUGUGACCUUUGAACUGCUGCCAAAGCCAAUGAGUCUGCUGAUUGAAGAUGAGCAGCCGUCGACACUAUCACCCAAAAAAAAGCAGCGAAAUGGAGGCAUGAGAAAUUCACCCAACUCCUCGCCCAAACUGAUGAGGCAUGACCCCUUGUUAAUUCCUGGCAACGAGCAGAUUGACAAUAUGGAUGCCAACGUGAAAAAAUACGACUCUACAGGGAUGUUCCAUUGGUGUCCAGCCAAAGACAUCGAAAAGGUCAUUUUGACUCGAAGUGAAGCAGCGAUGACAGUUUUAAGUGGGCAUGUAGUCGUGUGCAUAUUUGGGGAUGUUAAAUCUGCUUUGAUUGGAUUAAGAAAUUUAGUGAUGCCAUUACGAGCCAGCAACUUUCACUACCAUGAACUCAAGCACAUUGUGUUUGUGGGUUCACUUGAAUACCUGAGAAGGGAAUGGGAGACACUGCAUAACUUCCCCAAGGUUUCAAUCUUGCCUGGUACACCAUUAAGUCGGGCUGAUUUAAGGGCUGUCAACAUCAACCUCUGCGACAUGUGCGUUAUCCUGUCAGCCAAUCAGAAUAAUAUUGAUGAUGCUUCGCUGCAGGACAAGGAAUGCAUCUUGGCGUCACUCAACAUCAAAUCUAUGCAGUUUGAUGACAGCAUUGGGGUCUUGCAGGCUAAUUCCCAAGGCUUUACACCUCCUGGGAUGGAUAGAACAUCUCCAGACAAUAGUCCAGUCCAUGGCCUUUUACGUCAACCCUCCAUUACAACAGGAGCCAACAUCCCUAUAAUAACAGAGCUAGUAAAUGAUUCAAAUGUUCAGUUCUUGGACCAAGACGACGAUGAUGAUCCCGACACAGAACUGUAUCUCACGCAGCCUUUUGCCUGUGGAACCGCAUUUGCUGUCAGCGUGCUGGACUCUCUCAUGAGCGCAACAUACUUCAAUGACAAUAUCCUCACACUGAUACGGACAUUGGUAACAGGAGGAGCCACACCAGAGCUGGAAGCACUGAUUGCUGAGGAAAAUGCAUUGAGAGGAGGUUACAGCACGCCCCAGACACUUGCAAACAGGGACAGGUGUCGAGUUGCUCAGUUGGCUUUGUAUGAUGGGCCAUUUGCAGACCUAGGGGACGGAGGUUGUUAUGGAGAUCUGUUUUGUAAAGCACUGAAAACAUACAAUAUGCUUUGCUUUGGAAUUUAUCGAUUAAGGGAUGCACAUCUAAGCACUCCCAGCCAAUGCACUAAACGUUACGUUAUCACAAACCCACCAUACGAAUUCGAGCUUGUGCCGACGGACUUGAUCUUCUGUUUGAUGCAAUUUGACCACAACGCUGGCCAGUCCCGAGCCAGCCUUUCUCAUUCCUCCCAUUCCUCCUACUCUUCCAGCAAGAAGAGCUCAUCAGUUCACUCCAUCCCAUCAACAGCCAACCGACCGAACCGCACCAAGAGCAGAGAUUCCCGGGACAAACAGAAGUAUGUGCAGGAGGAUAGACUUUGAUAUGUGUAUCUCCUCCCACUGUGUGUGAAACUUGCAUUCACCACCCAUUCUCCCUGGUUAAUGUUUCCAGCAGUAAUGUUCCCUGUUUUCCCAUGGAGUUCUCCCUUUUUUGUACACAUAUUUUGCAUAUGUAUGACAGUGUGCAUGUGAUUGUCAUUUUUAUUUCACCACCAUAAAACCCUUAAGCACAACAGCAACAAAGCAGACGGACCAAAAGUUAUUUAUGAUGCUAGGGGAGAAUAAAAAAAGAAUUCCAAACCCAUAGGCACACUGAAAACAUAAAUAACUCACUGCAGUUACUCUACAUAGCCGAAAAUAGAGUAUAUUUAACACAAACACUUGCUCUUGAUGUCAGAGUUACACAAAGAAAGUCAUUUAGUGCAGAAGUGUUGAUGUAUGUUGCAGUAGGUUUUUUUUAAUACUCAUAUUUACAGGAGCUCAUACAUUUAUUUGAAGCUUAUAAAACUCUCCUAUUGAAAAUAAAAAAAACAACUAAAAUCAUGUAAAAAAAAAAAAAAUCCCUGCUGAUUUUUUCACUCUCAAAGCUUAUAUUAUAUAGGGCUUACACUCCUUGUAUAGAUUAUUGCUAGACAUCUGCUUUAUACCAAAGCAAUAUCAGGGACUUUUCUGCUUGUUUAAGAACUUUCUCUAAAAUACUAGUCUUUUGGAGACGGUGUAUUUUCCCUUUAACACUGAAAUUGUCGGGGCAUGAAGUUUUACAACUCCAGUGGUUUAAGUUUAGAAAGACUCUAAUUGCAUAUUAAAUUAUUAUUCUGUCUAUUUAUAUUGCCACAUGAAUCGCUAUAUAUUCUUUCACUUUUGACAUUUGGGAUAAAAAGCCAUAUGUAUCAUAAAUAUUGGAUGUAAGUCAUUAAAAACUGCCUUCUUGGGAUUUUUACGUCUUUAAAAGGUGAAUUAGUCACCUUAUGUACAGAAUAAAUAAUGUUCAGAAAAGAGCAAGCAUUUUUCUAUGCUUACACAUCAGAUCUCAAGGGACUUUGUUCCUUUCCCCAGAUGGUAGUUUAACUUUUCCAAGUUAGUGUUCAUAUAAAUCUUCCAACAAGAGUCCUAAUAUGUGAAGAACCUCCAGAAAUCUUGCUGCAUGUUCUACCUGUUUUUUUCAACAGGUGCAUGCCAGUAUGCAGGAAUGCAGGGGAGACAACUGAGUGCCUUUAGAUCUCUCCCAUUUGGGGAGAAAAGGUGCUGUGCCCCAGACUGUUAAUGAGGAGAACAAGAGGGCUGGGUUGAAAAUAUUCACAGUGCUGAGGCGUCGAGUUCCAUGCACUUGCCAGAAUUUAGUUCUUGCAAAUUGUCACCAAUGACACAUGUAGCCAAAAAAAAGUUGUGGCAGGGAACUAAAUAAAGUAGUGGAAAGGACCCUGCCCUAGACAGCCAUAGGAAUGAUAGUUCAGGCUUGCUUUUACUUUUUUUUUUCUUGGUUUAAACUUCAGAAGCCAAUGUAUAUUUUGAAAUAUACAGCUAGCUCUAGGUUUAUGGAGGGUUUCCAAGAGUAGGGAGGGCAGAAACAUAUACCCUGUUCCCUGGCUAUCCAGCAAGAAAGCAUGCAGACAGAAAAAUGUUUAGAUCUGGAAUGAUUAGCAUUGUAACUGCCAACCCAAUCAAGGUGCUUUUAUGGUUAGUUUUGUCUUCUACCUUCCCCUUCCCCAAGCAUGAUAAUUUUGAAGAUUUGCUUGCUGUGUGAAUUGACAAUAAAGCCAAGCACUUUUACUGACAAAACCUGGAACCAUGUAAGUGGGCUACAGAGAAUACCACUGUGCAGUGCUGAGCAUAAUGAUUGGAAUACAGUCUAUAUGUGUGAGUGUGCAUUCAAACGCAGCUGUAAGUCCAAUCAGUGAAAUGCAUUGCAAAUUAUGGUUGCUCCCCUACAAAUGAGACUAUUAUAGUCGCUCUUCAUCAUGAAGAAAAAUUCACGCGCUCCUUUUUGCAAAGAAAGUUAUCAUGUUUUGCCCUCAGAAUAUUUAUUGCUACAAGGAUGUGCCAGUUAAAGUGCUCAACCAGAAAUAUGACAGUUUAAAAGCAUUGUAAAACUUACAUAGCUUACUUCUUUUUCUAAAGUGCAACAAGGAUGAAUAGAAUGGGCCAAGGUAUGAAAAUUAAUGGUUCUGCAUGACCUAGCAACUGCUGUGGGUUUCCCUCUAUAACUUUGUCCUUGUGAAAACUUGUGAAAUUAAAAAAAGAUAGUUACAAACCUUA
Serinus canaria (Common canary) is the source of this 6221-nucleotide messenger RNA. It is a transcript of the gene KCNMA1, whose product is annotated as potassium calcium-activated channel subfamily M alpha 1. The coding region runs from base 384 to 4007 and encodes 1207 amino acids. The record is from RefSeq and is a predicted model, not a curated record. The transcript has 28 exons. Gene Ontology annotation, molecular function: large conductance calcium-activated potassium channel activity. Gene Ontology annotation, biological process: transmembrane transport; potassium ion transport. Gene Ontology annotation, cellular component: postsynaptic membrane. Lineage: Eukaryota; Metazoa; Chordata; Aves; Passeriformes; Fringillidae.